Molecule: messenger RNA, 3624 nt
Organism: Trichechus manatus latirostris (Florida manatee)
Lineage: Eukaryota; Metazoa; Chordata; Mammalia; Sirenia; Trichechidae
Gene: TIGIT
Product: T cell immunoreceptor with Ig and ITIM domains
Exons: 4
Coding region: 181-918 (245 amino acids)
Biological process (GO): negative regulation of T cell activation; positive regulation of interleukin-10 production; negative regulation of interleukin-12 production
Cellular component (GO): cell surface
Molecular function (GO): signaling receptor binding
Source: RefSeq, a predicted model, not a curated record
GCAGUUGGUAUAUAGUUGGUGUAGUUGUUAAGAACUCUGUCUUUGACAUUGUUUUUGCUGAACUUGGUUUUUCCGAGACCCUCUCUCCUCAUAGGCUCAGUUUCACCCUCCCAUCUGCGGUCAGCCAGUUUCAGUGGCAGAAGAGGCCACAUCUGCUUCCUGUAGGCCCUGGGCAGAAGCAUGCAGUGGUGUCUCUUCCUCAUAUGGGCCCAGGGCCUGAGGCAGGCUCCCCUUCCCGCCUCAGGAGCCGUGGUAGGGAGAAUAGUAACAGCGGGGAACAUUUCUGCAGAGGAAGGCGACUCUGUCACUUUACAAUGUCACCUCACUUCCACCAUGGCUACAGUGACCCAGGUCAGCUGGGAGCGGCUGGACCAAACUCUGGCCAUUCAUCAUGCUGAGCUGGGGUGGUACAUUAAACCAUGCUUCCAGGAACGAGUGGUGCCAGGGCCUGGUCUGGGCCUCACACUCCAGCUGCUGACCACCAAUGACACAGGGGAGUACUUCUGCAUCUAUCAUACCUUCCCCGACGGCAUUUACCGAGAGAGACUCUUUCUGGCGGUCCUGGGAAGUUCAGUGACUGAGCACCACCCUGGAUUCCAGACCCCCUGGUUUGGAGCUGUGGCCGCAGUGCUGGUGGUCAUCUGCACAGCAGUCAUCGGGGUGGUCGCAUGGGCUAGAAAGAAGCGAUCCCUUCGAAUUCAUUCUGCAGAAAGUGGCCACAGGAGAAUGCCGUCUGAACAGCAGGACUGGAGGCCCAGAAUUCCCUCACCCCCUGGAAGCUGUGUCCAGGCAGAAGCUGCCCCUGCCGACCUCUACAGGGAGCAGAGGGAAAAUGACUAUGCUGAGCCACACGACUACUUCAAUGUCCUGAGUUACCGAAGCCUGGAGAGUUUCAGCUUCCCGGCAGAGACUGGUUAACUCCCAGAGGCAUCUUCUGGAAGACACUUUCCCUUUUUUUUUGGCUACGAUGGGCUGAUGUUUGAGCAUCUGCACUCUCCAACACUGCUGUGUGUAUGUAUGCGUGUGUGUGUGCGUCUGUAUGUGUUGAGGGUUGAAUAGGUUUCUCUGAUGUGUGUGUGUUCAGUGGAGUGAAUAACUGUCAUUCUCUUCUCCAUCUUCAUUUCCUCCCCCCACCCCCUUCAUUCCAUUAUGGCAGACCCUGGGUGAAUAGCAUGAAUCUUAAUCAUGAAUGCACAGUUAAAAGAAAGAAAACUUGACCUCUCUUUGAAUCUGGCAAUUUGAGAAGAUUGUGGUUCUGAGAAACGCAUUCUUCUUAAUAGUAUGUGCAUGGUUUUGGGUUUUGUGGUAGAUGAUGAUGAUGAUGAUAGUGUGAGUGCAGAGCCAUCCUUUUCUCAUAUCUUACGGUCAUAUUCAUCAAUAUUCAUUUAUUCAAGGUAUUUUAUGAAUAAGGGAUGGUAGCAGGUUCUGUGGAGGGAUUCAAGGAUGACCAAUCCAUGGUCUCUGCCCUUUAAGAAUGUAUAACUAAGUGAGGAGACAACAUUUGCAUUAAAAAGGAAGUAAGGAGACAAGAAUGUAUGACACAGACCUUUGGGAGUAGAUGUCAGUUUGGGGUGAGGUGGUCAGGAUAGGCUUAUCUGUGGUGAGGUGACCUGGAAGGACAAGGUGGGACUUAGGGAAGGGGAGGACAAAGGGAACAGUGAGGCUGGUCUGGUGUGGGCAGGGGUUUUGUCUAGGGAACUUGUAGGAACUAAAGUUGGUGGAAGCUGAAGGCCCCACACCAAGGGAAGACUAUGGCACCAAGGGAGCCAACUGGUCCUCAGAUUUUGCUCUGAAGGCAGGUAAUUUCAAAUCUUCUUGUGUUGUGACUCAGAGUCCAUUCGUGAUGGGCUGAUAUAGGGAAUUCUAGGCUUUUCCAGCUGUGUGCACUGGAGAAGCCCACAGGAAACAGCAUAUGUCCACUGGAGGAAGCUUCAUCUCAUCUCUGGGCCAUAAUCCACCUUUUCUCAUUGAGUCUUUGAAAAAAGAACCGUUUUUCCAUCAAAAAGAAAAUCUGGGUUUGUUAAGUAGGUAUUCUUCCUAGAAAAAAGGGGUGCUAGAGGUUUUAAAAAGUGAACACCUUCAAACUAGCUUCUUUGAACCCUUUUAUUCAUCCCCUGACCUCUUCAUGCUAGAAUAGGGGCAACAUCUGGGCUGCUUUUUUCUGUUUAGCUGACUUUGAGGCUCAGUCUCACAGGACUUUUGCCCUUCCACCACCUUUCUUAGAGGAGAGAGCAAGGAGACUGGAUUUACAGGUGACUGUUUUCCUUUUAGGAGCGCAGAAAACUGGGAGAGAAUGUGAAGUAAGGUGGUCUUUUGCGGUAGUUAAAAUAAAGCAUUGUCCUGCUCCCUAAGAAUUAGGCAAGGGUGAACAAGAAGAUAAUUCUACUCCAACUCCUCUUUGGAUUUUUAUUGUUUUCACUUUUCUAUGAAACAGGUUUGUAGUUAGGAUCAAUGAGCUGAAAUCUGACCAGAGCUCCAAGUUUUCUGGAAGAAAGAUAGACAUAUAUAAAAUGUCAUUAUUUGCCAUGGCAGUUCACAGCAUUUUUCUUGCAAAAUUAGUGCAAAUUGGUUUGGAGUAGAACACAAUUCAUGAAUUAGAAAUGACUAAAAUGUGAUCAUGAAAAGAAAGUGGUGUUUUAAUUUGGAGGAGUUGUGUGUUGCUCUGAGGCUGGGCUAAGAAUUGGGUGUCAUUUAAUGUAAUUGUGAUAAUUGGGAAACAUUUACAAAUACCUUUCUGACUCAUAGUGACCCCAUGAGUGUCAGAGUAGAACUGUGCUCCAUAAGGUUUUCAAUGGCUGAAUUUUCAGAAGUAGAUUGCCAGGUCCUUCUUCUGAGGCAUGUUUGGGUGACUUGAACCUCUAGUCUUUCAGUUAGCAGCUGAAAGCAUUAACUGCCAGAUUUUGAAGACUUAAUGUGAAAAAUAAGCAUGUACACUAUCUCACUAUCUCAAUAUUUUUGAAUAUUGGGUUAAAUAAAAUAUAUUAUUAAAAUUAAUUUCACUCAUUUAUUUUGAUUUUCUUAGUGUGAUUACUGGAAAACCUAAAAUUGGAUAUGUGCUCGUAUUAUAUUUCUAUUGGAUUGUGCAGCUCUGGACUCCAAAGCCAAGACUAAGCUGGCACUGUGGGAGGAGUGGAGUCAUGUCCAUUUCUAUAUAUUGGUCUUUGUCUCUUUAUUUCUCGUUCAAAAUAAGAUCUGAAUAGGCUUUUCUCUUUUAUUAUUGCUUUUGAGAGAAAUGCAUAGGGAAGAAUCACUGCUUAACUCCAUAACUACCAUUAGGAGGGUGAUAAGAUGGCCUAUAGGUGUUGGAAAUCAGUCACUAAAAUGAGAUUUCAUUCAACCGAAAAGAAAUUUUAAAGUGGAAUUCACGGAACUUGAUUCUCCUUUGAGAAUCAGAGAAGACUCUCCUUGAAAAAUCAGAUUCCUAGAGACAUGUGCUGUCCAGUGUGGUAGCCACUCUGCAUAUGUGCCUAUCCAGCCCUUGAAAUGUGGUUGGUUAAUAGAGAUGUGCUACACUUCCCGGCUACCACGAAUGACCCCCGGGCAGAGAACACAACAGAGAGUCCCUGAUGGAGCAGGAGAAAAGUGGGGUGCAAAACUCAAAUUCUAGUAAAAAGACCAGACUUA